AUGCACGGCUGCCACCCCGCCACGCUCGCCCUCAACGCGGGCCCCGUCGCGGAGUUCGGCUACCUCAAGGACCUCCCCGCACCGCAUCAUCAUCGGCGGCGUCUCGACGAGGACCCCCGGGAAGAAGGCCCGCCUUGCCGCCCUGCCGCCCUGGGAGGCUUCGUCAUCCGGGCCCGCGAUGGCAGCCGUCGCUUCGUCCACAACCGCCGGGCGCGCGCGCCCCGGCGCAAGGGGAACGCGCCGCGCUGCGCCGAGACGAGGGAGGCGCGCAUCGCCGCCGCCAACGAGCGCGACCGGAAGACCUCGGCCGACGCCGCCGUCGAGCGCAGGAGGAAGCGCGCGGAGGCCGCGGCGAGAGCCGUCGACAGAUACUCCCGUGACACGAACUACCGGCUCCUGCACGACUGCACGGCGGACCUGUUCGCCAAGCUCCUCGCCGAGGACAUGCAGAAGCUCGCCGACGGCAAGGUCAACGAGCUCUCGCUUGCCGCGAAGUGGUGCCCGUCGUUGGGAAGCUGCUACGACCGCUCGACGCUCAUGUGCGAAGCCAUCGCGCGCCGCCUCUUCCCCAAGGGCUCGGCGCCCGACCUCCCCGAGGACUUGGAAGACGAGUACUACGCCUACCGCGUGCGCGAUCGCCUCCAAAAGGCGGUCGCGCCCCUGCGCCGCGCCCUCGAGGUCCCCGAGAUCUUCGUCUCGGCGAAGGCGUGGGGGGACGUGGUGUACAAGCGCGUGGCCUCCGUGGCCACGAAGAACUACAAGGACCUCUUCCUCAAGCACGACGCCGAGCGCUUCAAGCUCUACCUCGCCGACGUCGAGGCUGGCAAAGCGAAGAUUGCGGCGGGCGGCCUGCUCCCCCACGAGAUCCUGGCGUCCAUCGGCACCGACGGCGUCGCCAACCUGCAGUGGCAGCGGAUGAUCGCCGACCUGCGGGCGCUCGGCAAGCUCAGCAACAGCAUCGCCGUCUGCGACGUGUCGGGAAGCGUGGAGGGGCUCCCCAUGGACGUGUGUGUCGCGCUCGGUCUCCUCAUCUCCGAGCUCAGCGACGAUCCAUGGCACCACCGGGUCGCAAGAAUCCUCAGCUACACGUGA
Messenger RNA from Setaria italica (foxtail millet), 1092 nucleotides. RefSeq lists its product as uncharacterized. NCBI's taxonomy places the organism in Eukaryota, Viridiplantae, Streptophyta, Magnoliopsida, Poales, Poaceae. The transcript has a single exon. The record is from RefSeq and is a predicted model, not a curated record. Bases 1 to 1092 code for a protein of 363 amino acids.